This is a messenger RNA of Lasiodiplodia theobromae, 1350 nucleotides long. Its product is annotated as Fmn binding protein. NCBI's taxonomy places the organism in Eukaryota, Fungi, Ascomycota, Dothideomycetes, Botryosphaeriales, Botryosphaeriaceae. The transcript has a single exon. The coding region runs from base 1 to 1350 and encodes 449 amino acids. The record is from RefSeq and is a predicted model, not a curated record.
AUGCAUUUGUCCAGUGUUUGUCUCGUCCUCAGUGGGCUUCUCCUUACCAACGCUGCCCCAGCCCCUGUCCCUGAAAAUGGGCUCGAGAAGAGGCAGUCCCUGAGCAGCGUCCUGAGCGCCCUCAGUGGCCUGACCGAACCUACGGCCAUCUUGUCUCAGCUCGAGGCGGUUGAAGCGACAUCGACGCCCACCAGCGUCGAGCAGGCGCAGGAGCAGCUCGAGGCCAUCUACGGGACGACACCAACCAACAUCUUCGAGAACAUCGCGCAGCAAAUCGCCGACGGACUGUCGACGCUGACCAUCGUCCAAGCCCUCGGCUUCUCCCCCAGCGGCGAGAACUCGGAAACCAACAGCAACACGCGCGAACCGUCGACGACCAUCUACCCCAAGAAGUCGUCCUCGGAUGCCCCCUAUUCCAUCACUGAGGAAGAGCUCCGCCAAGCCAUCUACAUCCCCUCCGACUUCACGUACGGCGACAAGCCGCCGGUCAUCUUCGUGCCGGGCACGGGCUCGUACGGCGGCAUCAGCUUCGGAUCGAACCUGCGCAAGCUGCUGACGGGCGUGUCGUACGCGGACCCGGUCUGGCUCAACGUGCCGGACGCGCUGCUGCGCGACGCGCAGACGAACGGCGAGUUCGUGGCGUACGCCAUCAACUACAUCUCGGGCAUAUCCGGCGACGCCAACGUGUCGGUCGUCUCGUGGUCGCAGGGCGGGCUGGACACGCAGUGGGCUUUUACUUAUUGGCCGUCGACGCGCGCCCUGGUCUCCGACUUCGUGCCCGUCAGCCCGGACUUCCACGGCACCGUCCUGGCCAACGUCAUCUGCCUCAACCCGGGCGCCGGCGGUGUUGGGUUGGGCCCCUGCGCGCCGGCGGUGCUGCAGCAGGAGUACAACAGCAACUUCGUCACGGCCCUGCGCGCGGCGGGCGGUGCGGACGCUUACGUGCCGACGACGUCUGUUUUCUCUGGCUUCCUCGAUGAGAUUGUCCAGCCGCAGUCCGGCACCGGCGCGUCCGCGUACAUCAAUGAUGCUAGGGGUGUGGGCACGACCAAUGCUGAGGUGCAGGUCGUGUGCAAGGGCAAGGGUCCCGCUGGCGGUUUUUACACGCACGAGAGCUUGCUGGUCAACCCGCUGACCUAUGCUCUCCUCGUCGAUGCCUUGACCCAUGAUGGCCCGGGUAGUGUGGACAGGCUGGAUCUGGAUACCGUGUGCUCGACCGUCGUGGCGCCCGGCCUGGGGCUGGAUGCGUUGUUGGAGAUUGAGGGCGUGAAUGUUCUGGCCGCUGUCAAUCUGUUGACCUACUCGGACAGGAGGUUGGCCGAGCCGGCGCUGAUGUCUUAUGCGGCUUAA